AUGCGCCGUGGGGCACCCCCGAGUCGGGGGGCAGGGGCCCCUGGAGAAGCUGUAGCAGCAGCAGUGGCAGCAGCGCCAACAAAUCCGCUCCCGGCAGCUGUGGAUGCUCUUUUCGCCUCCCGCAGAGAAGAUAAUCCACUACUGCAGCAGCUGCAGGAGGUGCUGCAACGUUACUUCUUGCAGCAGCAGCCGGAUUUAUUGCGGGCCCCGCCUGGGGCCGCUUCACCCCCUUCCCCUGAUGCAGGAGGAGCAUCCUCUCCUGCAUUGUCUGCUGAGUGUGUAGAGACCGGAACAUCGGGAUCAGCAGCAACUGUUCCCCUUCGUAGCUCCAAUGGGUCCGUUGCGCCGCGCGAGCUCAGCAGCAGCAGCGGUAGUACUAGCAGCAGCGGUAGCGGCAGCAGCAGCGGCAGCAGCAGCGGCAACGGCAGCCUUCGCGGGUGUCGGGAGGAGCUGGUGCGCCUAGCACGCCAGCUGCCGCGUAUUAACCGCUUAACGUUCUCCCCUCAAACCCUAAUGUGGGUUGUGAGGGUACAAACCCGCAGCAGAAGAGUUUGUCGUUCUUUCUCUGUGCGUAAGUUUGGUUUUGUGGGGGCAAGAGAAGAAGCAUUAGCGUAUUUAAGGCAUUUUGAUGCCAAUUUAGACCUACAAGCCGGCAAUAGCAACCCCACCAAAUCAACACCUUCCCUCCAGGAAACGGCAACGCAACAGUCCCCACAAGCUGCUUACCAAUCCUCAGCAUCUCUGUCCGGCAGCAGUAACUACCCAGUGCAUGCAGCGGCUUCUGCGCCUGCGCAUGGCUGGAAUGGCAGUACAGAUGUGAAUGUUGCUGCCGCGGCAGCAGCAACUCCUUCAUCGGCCGGAUGCGCCGCUGCAGCGGCGGAGGCUCCGCCAGCAGCAGCAGCAGCAGCAACACUUGGUGCCGAAUCUGCAAGGGGACCAGCAACAGGGAAAGUGAGGAAUUUAGUAGUGUGCGCAGGUUCAGACAAGGCCGUUUCGGAGGCGAGCACCACUACCAGCAGCAGCAACAGCAGCAACAGCAGCAACAGCAGCAACAGCAGCAACAGUAACAACAGCAGCAACGGCAACAACAGCAGCACCAACAGCAACAGCAGCAGCAGCAGCAGCGGAAGUAGCGGAAGCAAUAACAGCAGUAAUAGUAGUAGUACUUCUCGUGAAAGGGAUUAUCAGCAGCGUCAAAAGCUCCGAGAAGACUUGGCAUUACGAGCUCGCUUGUUACCUCAUAGAGUAGGUGUAAAAUUUGAUCCAACUUGUCCUCGUUGGAUCGCCCAUUGGAAAAGAGAUGGGCAGCGUUUCUUUAAGUCAUUUUCUGUAGAGAAAAACGGUUUCGAUGCAGCAUGGCACAUGGCAGUUAAAUGCAGAAGAGCUAAUUGUGAGGAUUAUUAUAAAGAAUACCAUAAUAGUAAUAAUAACAAUAAUAAUAAUAAUAAUAGUAAGAAUAAUAAUAAUAAUAAUAUGAAUAAUAAACAUAUAACUAUAAAUAAUCAUCAUGCAAACCAAAGAACAACACCCACUCAAGCAGCAGGUGGAGCAGGAGGAACUGCUACACCUGCAAAUGUUGCUUCUGCUGUUGCGGCACCACCCGCUGUUGGUGCUGCUGCUACUGCAAAUGCUGUUGUUGCUGCAGCAACAGUUGCUGCAGAACAUAAAACGGACAAAACCGAUACAGCCGCUGCUAACAGGCAGCCAACACCAGAAAAUGGUAAACAACCCCAGGUAUUUUUCAGGCUACGCAACAAGGCCUCAUCUGCUCCACCGGCUACCGGUGCUGCUGUUGCUGUUGCAGCUGCUCCAGCUGUACAUCCGCCGCAUAUUCUGCGGCCACAUAGGGGGCAAAAGCACUCGCAUCAGCACUUGCAUGUUCCCGCUGUUGCUGCUGGGGAGCCAGCAGCACGGGUGCCGGCGGAUGUCUGCAGGACAACAGAUACACCUACAGCAGCGGCAGUGGGAGCCCCCUCAGAUAACGCUUGGGGUCCCCAUGGAGCCGCUUGGAGCCGCCUCCAUGAGCACGACGACUACGAAAACACCUUUGCGCAUCAGAGGAGAGGCGAUAAGGACAUCAGAACAGCGGCAGCACAAGCAGCAGCAGCAGCGGCGGCAACGACAGCAACAACGGCAGGCUGGGGUGCUCUGGAACCGUGUGAGAGUGACUUGCUGGAGAUGUCCUCAACUCCCCAACAGCAGCAGUUGCUGCAGCAGCAGCAGCUCCUACUGCGGCAGCAGCGGCAGCUGCAGUUGCUGCAAGAUUGCUUGUCUUCACAGGUGCCGUCUCAAUCUCCGUGUCCUGCUAAGAGGGGGCCCCCCGCGUGGACCCCCUCCAGCGUCUUUUUAAAGUUAGCGAAGCUGUGUAAGGAGACACCGCCUCUACGCGAUGUUUCCGAUGCUCUAGUCUCGCAGCCAGCAACAGCAGCUACAGAAGAUGAUCUAGCCUUGACAAAGGCAAAAGCCGCAGCAGCGCUUGCUGCUGCUGCGGGACAGGACCCAGCAGAAGCAAGAGCGCUGCUGCUCGAGGCAGAGGUGUCCCUGAUGCGCCGCAUAUCGGGGCUGCUCAGUAGCAGCAGCAACAACACCGUCGGCAGUAGCAGCAGUUGUAGUAGUGGUAGCGGCAGCAGCAGCAAGCCCCGCAGUAUACAGGAGAGAGAAUUGCUGGCUGCUGGUAGUGGUUUGGGUUUACCGGCGGAGGCAGCAGCAGCUCGUGCCUUGCAGGAGUCUCUGCAGCAUCAGCAGCUGCUGCUAAGCGGGGGUCUUCGCUCCGAAGGAACAGCAGCGGAGGCACCUGACCGUCUCUCGUCUCUGUUGUUUGCCACCCCAACAGCCUCCACCAGCACGGGGUCUCCUCUUCCGGUGUCUCUAAGUUUGGGGGGGAGGGGAAGUAAGCAGCAGGGCGCUACAGAAGUCUUAUUUGACGAUUCGCUGCAACCUGCCGCCGCCGCAGCGGCAACAGCUGCACCUGCUGGUGCUGCUGCUACUGCUGCUGGAGUGGCGGGGGGCGGGGAGCACGGGGAAGUCGUCGGAGGGUCUGUAGAGCCUGAGGGAGAAAGCGUAUUGCCCCGCAUGUCAGGAGGAAGGAGACAGUCGAGUUCGUCUGUCUCCUCGUUUGCAAUAUUUUCGAGCCCGCGAGCUGAGGAGACACCGCGGGGUGUCUCUGCGCCGUCUACAGGCCGUGGGGCAUCUAUGUUGGCCUUCAACAGCGGCGACAGCGGCGACAGAAAUGUGUCUGUUUCUCCUGUGGAGCCUCUACUGGAGCGGGCUGAGGAAGUGAUUGGAGACAAACCUAUAGGGGAGGCCAAGGGGGCCACCGGUAGCGAGGAGAUGCAACAAGACAGUGACCGACUGCACCUCAUUAAGGCUGCCGUGUGUGCGUUGCUGCGGGAUCUGCGGGAUGUAUGCCUGCUUAGCUGGGUACCAUACUACGUGAUUGAGCCAGAGGAGGAAUUCGCCUGUCUCUCCAGGUGUCUUUCUCUCGCAGAAAAUUGCCGCAGCGAAGAGCAGCUCAGGCCGUUCACUUCGGCCUUCUCCGCCCUCAUCGCACAAAGGACGCUUCCUAGCAGCCUCCCACUGGGGCAGCAAAAGGACCUAUUUAAGCGCAUGGUUAGGGCUGUUAAUCUCGUCGUCGUGUAG
Molecule: messenger RNA, 3639 nt
Organism: Eimeria maxima
Lineage: Eukaryota; Apicomplexa; Conoidasida; Eucoccidiorida; Eimeriidae
Product: hypothtetical protein, conserved, putative
Exons: 1
Coding region: 1-3639 (1212 amino acids)
Biological process (GO): regulation of DNA-templated transcription
Molecular function (GO): DNA-binding transcription factor activity
Source: RefSeq, a predicted model, not a curated record